Micropterus dolomieu (smallmouth bass) is the source of this 730-nucleotide messenger RNA. Its product is annotated as enoyl-CoA delta isomerase 2-like. Lineage: Eukaryota; Metazoa; Chordata; Actinopteri; Centrarchiformes; Centrarchidae. The record is from RefSeq and is a predicted model, not a curated record.
UGCUCCUCCUACACCUUCCCCAAAAUAAUGGGCCUCGCCAAGGCCAGUGAGAUGCUGCUGUUCAACAAGAAGCUGACGGCGGUCCAGGCCUGUGAACUCGGUCUGGUCACCGAGGUUUUCCCUGACAGCAGCUUCCAGUCGGAGGUUUGGACCAGACUGAAGGCCUACGCCAAGCUGCCCCCCAACUCUCUGGCGCUCUCUAAACAGCUGAUGCGCUCGGUGGACAGGGAGCGUCUCCACGCGGUGAACGACGCCGAGGUGGAGCGUCUGAUGGAGCGCUGGACGUCGGACGAGUGUUUCAACGCCGUCAUGAGCUUCUUCCAGGCCAAGGCCAAACUCUGAGCGAGGUGUGAGUGUGAACAGAUCGGUAAUCGGGGCGAAAUGUAAACGGCGGUGGGAGCAGCUCCGUCCUGCAGGCGGCGUGCCUCCACACGCUGACCCGUUAGUUCCCUCCUGAAUGAGACUGAUUCUCUGGAGAGAAGUAGAUUAACUGCUGUCUGGUUUACUGCGUGUGAAACUGUCCUGAAUGUUACUCGUAGAUGAAGAGCAGCCAGCCAAUCACAGAGCAGCGCUAACGUUAACUAACCUUCACUCUCGCUGCAGCCGCCUGUCUGACUGAGAACAUCACGAUGUCUGUAACCUUCCUGUGACUCGAGGUUAAAGUGCCUUAAACUCUUUGUAGCUCGCCACUCUGUCCCCUCAAUUAAAGAAACUUUGGAAUUAUUCAAAA